Schistocerca americana (American grasshopper) is the source of this 1251-nucleotide messenger RNA. RefSeq lists its product as uncharacterized. NCBI's taxonomy places the organism in Eukaryota, Metazoa, Arthropoda, Insecta, Orthoptera, Acrididae. The record is from RefSeq and is a predicted model, not a curated record. Bases 415 to 957 code for a protein of 180 amino acids. The transcript has 6 exons.
ACCUUGGAGCCUGCGCAUUGUUGAAUGGUACAAGGUGGUGUAGAGUUAGUAUGGUGUCGGUCAUUAGAAAGAAUAUUUUUUGAAGUAACUGUGGUGUAAAAAAGGAGGCGGAACAUCGUACUGCUUUUGCGAAGUGAUUUGUGUGGCUGAGUUUAGGUAUGGAGAUGCCUUUAAUGGCUUAGCAAACAAAUCCUGGCAUGAAAGUUUCGUACACAUAGAUUACACAUAAUAAGGGUGGAGGCCGUGGCUGGGGCUGGUGGAGUUUACAUAUCUGAUGUUUUCCGUUUUACUGCCUCUUCCAUUCUUGCUCAAAAUGGAAGACAGCAGUUGAAGUAGCCGUGGGCUACACAUUACUCUCUCUGCUGCAGCACACCGGUUAUUCAGGUAAAAGUUGUAUAGCUGCUGUUGAUCACCAUGUCAGACUCAAAGCCAGAGCAAAGUUGCCCUGACGCAGACGAGCUGAUGCUGGCCGGGUAUACGAGAGUGGAGAGUAUGAGGUCCCACUUAGACACACGAAUGCAAACGAUAGACACCUCGCUUGCCACAACAUCUACAAAGCUGCAAGACAUAAAGGCAUGGCUCAUCAGGGAGAACAAGGAGCAGCGGAAGAAGGCAGCCCAGAUUAACAGGGAGCUGCAAAACUUGCAGGAAAAUUUCAUGUGGGCUGAUGAGUCACUGUCAACAGAUGACUCCAGACUGCAGAACGAGAUUACCCUGCUGACCAGAGAGAAGAAGGAGUUGCUGAAGAGGAUGGGCGUUUUCAUGAUCGUGAAAAAAGAGCUGCUGAAGAUGCUGGCCCUCCACAAGAAGACUAUGAAGAAGAGGACUUUGGUGAUGGAACUCAUGGAGUCAGCAGACAACCAUUGGUCGCGUGUACGUAAGUCCCUAUUACACCAUAGGCGUGAGAACUGCAAACAGAAUGAUGAAAACCUUGUCCCUGACACAGACACAGAUUGAGAGCUGGAAUGCAUGCAACAUAAAAGAAUCAUUACAUCAUACCAAAAAAUUAUUUCAAAAAUGCUAGAAAAAUGAGGAUGAAUCUUAGUGCCAGCUUUACAUAUACACUUGGUUCUAAUUUUGUAUUGCUUGCUUAUUGUGUAUGAUUGGCAUUUGAACUGUAAUUUCAUUUUUAUGUUUUAAUGGUGAAUAUGCUUUUUUGCUGCUAUGGAAAAUGAGAUAAUUUCCUGUAGAGAGUAAAAGUGCUGUAGUUGGUCAAAAAAAGUAUAUUAAAAAUAUGAUAGGAACACAAUA